Phytophthora sojae is the source of this 1026-nucleotide messenger RNA. RefSeq lists its product as hypothetical. Lineage: Eukaryota; Oomycota; Peronosporomycetes; Peronosporales; Peronosporaceae. The transcript is spliced from 2 exons. The annotation marks the transcript as partial. The record is from RefSeq and is a predicted model, not a curated record.
CAGGAGGAGGAGAAGGUUCUACGCAAUGAAAUCGUGCACUUGGAGGCCCAAGUGAGUGCACUGAAGACCCAAGAGGUAUCCGCACGAGAAGGAAUACCAGUCGACCUGCUGCAAGUCCAAGGGGAGACUAAACUGUUGGGAGACUUGGUCAGGAACCAGAAAUUGGGCGUUGCAGCGGCCCAGUCACUCAUGCUGGAGUGCUCGAGGACCCACUAUUCUCACCCGCUAUGCUCCCGCAUCUGCCUCAAGAAGGACUGGGGCGAGCGAAGAGCUACGCUUUUAGCUAUUUGGGACGAAAAGCUGCUGAAUGCCUACAACUACGUCGUAACACGCAGCCACCACAUGGCCGACGGCGCUGACCGCGAGUCCAACGAAAAGUUUGAGACUGACGACGGUGAUGUUUGCUUCGAAGGCAUCGCGGUGAUUCAUUUUCCUGGCGUCAAGUCCUUGCGACAAGUGUAUGAAGCACUCUGCUUCUAUUUGAACAACAUGGAGAUCAGCAUCUCGGAGCGCCUGGGGCAUAUUACUGUUAGGGACGACUACGAUGUUAUCGACGGAGCAGCGUUCAACUCGCGCAUCACUUCGAGCGACGAAAAUGGGAUCACAACCGAAUCCAAAACGAUUGGCUUGAUGCAGCUCUUUGAAAACGGGGACCCGCGGUUUGGAGGCGAACCUUGCGCCAUUGUGACCUCCGACUGUGUCGACGAAGACGAGCUCUAUCCCUAUCGCUCGUCGAGUCAUGUUCGCAAAGACAUUUCUGGUGCCAUCUUGCUGACAACAAGCAGGCAGAAGACCCAAGGCGCGGGCGGGGCUGGUUCAGAAGGAGGCUCAACGGCUACCCAUAACGACGAUAUUGUCGUCACGAUGCGGCGUACAGGCAUACUCAAGCUGCAUCGCCCUGGAUUCCCCAUGCCACCUCUCGCACAACAAGAAAUGGAGGACGGCAUCGCGGACUGGGGUAAUGUCAUGAUCAAGACCAUGCGCGAGGUACUGUACAGUACUCCUAAAACAGCGAGUGAGAACUAA